CCCCUCAAUACCGCCCAAACAAUCAGAAUCAUCAUGACUGUCUCAGAAUUGCCAGCCAAAGAUUGGCGCAUUAUCGUCGCUGAAAGACGUAAAGACCUCGACUCUAAGAUACCUUCCGAGUGGCGGCUUAAGGAGGACUUUGUUUCUUCGCUUCCUCGUCCUACCCAUCUCUUGGCCUCCAAUGCUGUCGAAAAGAGUGGCAUCCUUACGGAUGCCGAGCUAGAUAUUACUGGCAGCUAUGAUGCUUCCCAGUUGCUUAAAAAGCUUGCCUCCGGCGAACUAAGUUCCGUGGCCGUCACGACGGCGUUCUGCAAGCGGGCGGCUGUUGCACAACAAUUGACGUCAUGCUUGACAGAGCAUUUCUUCGAUUUCGCUCUAGAGCGUGCCCAGUAUCUUGACGACUAUCUCAAGCGGGAGGGGAAAGUCCUUGGACCGCUGCAUGGCCUUCCGAUCAGUCUGAAAGAUAGUUACCAUGUGAAAGGAUACCAUACUACCAUUGGAUAUGUGUCAUUUCUCGAGCAUGGCCGCGCAACUACAAACUCGGCAGUAGUAGAUAUGCUACUGGACCUGGGCGCGGUGCUGUACGUGAAGACAAAUGUCCCUCAAACGAUGCUGACCGCCGACUCAGACAACAACAUCUACGGACGUACCCUCAACCCUCACAACACAGACCUCACGGCUGGUGGUUCCACCGGCGGCGAAGGUGCUCUUCUAGCCCUCCGUGGCUCCCUCAUCGGCGUCGGCACCGACGUCGCAGGCUCGAUCCGCAUCCCUGCGCUCUGCUGCGGCAUCUACGGCUUCAAGCCAACGACAGCCCGGAUUCCCUACGGCGGCCAAGUCAGCUUCCUCUACGAAGGACCCCCGUCAGUUGAGCCCUGCGCCGGUCCCAUGACCGCGACAUUUGAGGAUCUCGAGCUUUUCAUGUCCACCAUCCUCGACGCCGAACCCUGGCGCUACGACGUGACGACCCUCGCAGCACCCUGGUCCCGCAACCCCCAACUAACGGAACCUCUAACGAUCGGUAUCCUCGCCGCGGAUGAGAAAUACCCCCUUCACCCACCCAUUAAACGAGCCCUACAAUCUGCCAUCGAGACCCUGUCCCGAAAGGGCCACCGCAUCAUCUAUCUCGAAAACGACACCAACAAAGACCUCGACAUUGCCUAUGCCAACCGCCUCUUCUGGCAAUACGGCACUUAUUCACCACACCACGACCACGUCACUCCCAGCGGUGAGCCACUAGUUACCUCUGUCGCUAAGGGGCCCUCGCCGAUGGUUACAGGAGACUUCCCCGUCUCCAAGGAGCUAGGCAUCUUCGAGGAGAUUCAUGAAUUACAUCACAAGAGACAAGACUACCGUGACGCGUGGCGCAAAGUGUGGGUUGAGACCGGCAUAGAUGUGAUUCUUGGUCCAGGGGCACAGAACACCGCUGUCCCGCAUGAUACGUAUGCGUGGCCGCCCUACACGGUCGUUUGGAACCUACUUGACUACCCAGCAUGCAUCAUUCCCUACGGACAGGCUUCAAAGGAACUCGAUCCCGAGCCCAUGGCUAUCAACGAUGGCAUGCAGCCUAGUUAUAACCCGGACGAAGUCGACGGCGCUCCCUGCGCAUUGCAAAUCAUCACGUCCCGAUUCCAGGAUGAGAAAUGUCUCGCUGCUGCGAGGAUCAUUGAUCGGGAUAUUCGCGAGUAG
Aspergillus welwitschiae is the source of this 1689-nucleotide messenger RNA. Its product is annotated as general amidase gmdB. The record is from RefSeq and is a predicted model, not a curated record. Bases 34 to 1689 code for a protein of 551 amino acids. Lineage: Eukaryota; Fungi; Ascomycota; Eurotiomycetes; Eurotiales; Aspergillaceae. The transcript is spliced from 5 exons.